UCAAGUGAAAGGUAUUAGCGUGGCAACAACGAAACUGUGUACAUCCACAAUGAACAGCUGUGUGGUUAAAACUGAAAUAUCUGGACAGCACUGUAAAUUAUUUGAAAUCCCCUUAACAAUGGAUGUGGAUGACAUGUUAAUUUCUGAAGUGCGUAAUCGACCAUUUCUAUACGAUCUAUCACAUCCUGAUUACAAAAGUUUAAAGAAAAAAGAUUAUGCAUGGAGGCAUAUUGCUGUAUGCCUAAAGUUGAGCGAAAUGCAGUGCAAAAAAAGAUGGAAGAGCCUCCGUGACUCCUAUAAACGAUGCAAAAGAAUGAAGACUGAUGGUAGUUCUGAAAGUACCAGGAAAAAAUGGAGGUAUUUAGAAGCGAUGACCUUUUUGGAUAACGUUAAAGAUCAUAAGCGUAGAAUUCGAAGUUCAAGUGAAGAAAUGGACCCUAUAAGCGUAGAUGAAGCACUGGAUUUAUUAGAUGAGGAUUCAACAAACUUGUCGUUCUCGGAACCAGAAAAUUCUCCGACAAGAUCUGCAGAUGCACAUGGGCAAAGGGCAAGCGCAAGUUCUCCAUCCAGACCUUCUGAUGCACGUGGGCAAAGGGCAAGCGAAAGUUCUCCGUGCAGACCUUCUGAUGCGCGUGGGCAAUUGAAUUCGCAGAAAAAGGAAAGUGACAAGUUUAAACAGUUUUUGGAUUUGGCAAGCGCAAGCAUUUCGAACACUUGUGCGACAUUCGUGGAAAAAGCACAUAAACAGGACUCCACCGCACUUCACUUUUCCAGUUUAGCGGCGAAGAUAACAGAAGCCGGUCUAUCGCCAAAGGUAGUUAAUCAAAUAGAAGCCAAAGUAUCGGCCAUAGUGUUUGGAGAAAUUGAUAAAUUUUAUUCAGGUCAUUUAAAAUAGACGUACAUAAAUAAUAGAAAUAUGAUACAAAUUAAAUAAUUUUGAAAAUGUAUAAGCACAUAAAGUGCUUUAUUUUAAGUUAUAUAUAUGCAUUU
Messenger RNA from Bactrocera latifrons, 990 nucleotides. Its product is annotated as transcription factor Adf-1-like. The transcript is spliced from 5 exons. The coding region runs from base 50 to 895 and encodes 281 amino acids. Gene Ontology annotation, biological process: regulation of transcription by RNA polymerase II. Gene Ontology annotation, cellular component: transcription regulator complex; nucleus. The record is from RefSeq and is a predicted model, not a curated record. NCBI's taxonomy places the organism in Eukaryota, Metazoa, Arthropoda, Insecta, Diptera, Tephritidae.